Necator americanus (New World hookworm) is the source of this 1608-nucleotide messenger RNA. RefSeq lists its product as uncharacterized. The coding region runs from base 1 to 1608 and encodes 535 amino acids. Gene Ontology annotation, biological process: mitotic spindle organization; signaling; regulation of mitotic cell cycle. Lineage: Eukaryota; Metazoa; Nematoda; Chromadorea; Rhabditida; Ancylostomatidae. The record is from RefSeq and is a predicted model, not a curated record. Gene Ontology annotation, cellular component: cytoplasm; spindle pole centrosome; nucleus. Gene Ontology annotation, molecular function: microtubule binding. The transcript has 14 exons.
AUGCCUGUCGAGGAGGUGAAACCAAGAGGAUCGCCUGUUGGGAACUUUUUCGCCAAGUUGGGUCGCCGUGUCAGAAGCAAGAGUCCUGCGGUGUCGCGUAUAGCUACAUGUGAAACUUCCAAAAGAAAGGACAGUCGUGGUGCCACGUUUGAGAAUGUUCAUAGAGACCGCGAAGAAGAUGGACUUGAUGCCUCGCAGACUCCACAUAGAUUCGGGACCCUUAUAAAUCGACUCUCUAGGAGGAAAUCAAAGAAAGGCGAAAAGGGAGAUACUCAUGUAGUAUCUUUGGACAGCGAAUCCGUGUCGGUGUCGCAACCGAAUUUCGGCACUCCUCGGCCGGCGAUCAGCGAAAAUGAUCUCCGUCAUGUGACUCUCCGUCGAGGAACGGAACUUGAUCUCACACCACUUUCUGGUGUUUCACAAUUUAUGUCAGAGGAUAACCUUGCUAGCGCUGAAUGUGGCACACCAGCGUACCGUACACCUAGUUACAUAAGAGUCAGCUGUGCACUCAGUGGCUACACCAAAACUCCGAGACGUUUGGAGAAUAGUGCAUCUCGUGCGAUGGGACGCAGUAUUGUGGAACGCCGUUUGGGGAUGUUUGACACAUCGAUGUCAAGCAGGAACGAGCCAGUCCAUAAUCAGAACGACAAAGAGUCCCGUGUUACUCGUACACCUUUGGCCAUGGGAGCUUCGUUAUCCACCCCAUCUCCAGUUCGAGCGUUGAUUGGACAAUUCGAUCGUCUUCAACUAUGCAGUAAAGAUAAGGAUGAUGUUGAGAAGGAAAAUACCGAACCAGCGAAGCAAAACGCUCACACAGCUAUAACCACCCAACCGACUCCUACGAAUAUAUUUAUAUCGGACUAUAUCGAGAAGCCAGCUCCGAUAAUAUCUGAAUCUCCUCCAGUCCCAAAAACUGAGGACAAAGAGCAGCCUAAACCAGAGAUCAACGACUUGAAAGCAUCCACUCCGAUAGUGAAGAAAUCUGAUAUGCGAACGGGCGAGGAUUUUGCUCAACUUCUUGAAUUUGUACGAUCCAGACUUCAAGCAUCUAUUAAACAAGUGCUCUCUGAACUUGAAGAGGUCGAGGCUAUACCUGAAGAAGCUGCAUCAUCCAUCCGAAUUGCUGCUGGAAAAGCUCAGCUUCUUGUUCGCAAAAAAUUAUCCAAAUUUGAUGAGCUGGUUAAGAAGAACCUGAAUCCGGUGGAAGGAGAUCCGCAACCAGCAACAUUGGAUGAUCUGGAAGGAUAUUGGGCUCUGGUUGAAAUCGAAUUGCACGACAUCGACGAGUGCUUCGAAAAGGUAAAUUCAUGGCGUGCGAACGGAUGGCAGUUAGGAGAACAAACAGAAACUGAGCAAUCUGUUACUGCUGUUGCUGCUAACAACAAUAAUAUAACGAAGAAGAAAACCGUACCAGCACGACCUGCUGUAGAUCCGUCAACUCGUGCAAAACAGGCGGAGAAGCAGAAAGCUGCUGCUGAGAUGCGACGAAAAGCGUUAGCUGAAGCAAAACAAAAAGCGAGAGCUGCCCAACAAGUGCAGCAACAACAAAAAGUGUCAGAUAAUGAUACUGCUGCCGCUGCUUCUCCGGAUGUUCUAAUGGUGCUGUAG